CACAAUCCACCUAUAUAUACACAUAACCUCGCCUCGGCAUUGCCCUACUUUCUUCGUCGUCUCGCUCCCCCCUCACAGCGCCGCCGCCGACGAGAAAAUCUCUCUCUCUCUCUCUCUCUCUCUCUCUCUCUCUCUCUGUUUUACACAUGCAUAGAUAGUUUCAUAUAUAUCACAUCGCACUCUACUGGCCCGAUGAUGGAAAUCUAUAUGAAUUGAACGCGGUUCUGGUGUGAUGUAAUCACUUGCCUUCACUACCACCAUCACCACCGCCACCGCCACUACCUCUUCCCCUUCCCCCAUACAUCUCUAUAUUUAUGUAUAUAUCUAUAUUACGGUGGUACGUAAAGGCAUUUGACGACUCUCACCGGGUACAAAACCGUUGAUGAUUUAUCAAAGCUAUGAGAUCUGAGGGCCUGUGUAGAACCCUAACUUAGUUUUUGGGUGGAAAAUGAACAUUGAACGUGCAGUGAACGGUGAUGCAUGGAGUACUUUUCCGGUAUCUUUUUAACCGUUGAUGAUUUGGGUUUCAGGAUAUUUGUUAGUACUAAUCUCUCAGUUCUUUGGAUUGUGAGAAAAGGAGAGAAAAAGAAAUUGUUUGUGUCUCCUAUAAAAUAUCAUCAAAAUGAAUGGACCAAUACAAGGACAUGUCCUUUGUCUUUAUUUCAAGUCAUUUCCCAUCAUCUCUCCUCUAUUUUAAUAAAUUUUUUUCUAAAUACUCAUACCUUCUAUUUUGUCACCCUUUUUGCUGUUGUUUCCACCGCUAUCUGCGCAGAAUUUUCAAGUCUAUGAUGUUCUAGGCUUCUUGUUGGAAUGUGUAUUUUGUCAAGGAAAUGGGCAAAUUAGACAGUUAUUUACGAUUUAUUUUUGUAGUCUAUUCUCAUUUUUUGUCCUCUUGUUGUAUUCGGGGUUUCAAACUGAAAAUAGUUGCCUUCGGGCAUGUUUUUCCGGUCAAAAAAAAAAAAAAUGAAUAUAGUUUUUGACUGGUAUACAAAUCUGCAAUAUUUCUGCCCUUAUGUUUUGAGUGUUGUUCGUGUAGAAAGUAAAAGAUUUGUUUGGCUUCUGAUUCUAUCUAGAUCAUACUUUGCUGGUGUAUUUGGAUAGUGGGCUUGUAUUAAGAGAAAUCAAUCACUUGGGACUUGUCUUUUAAUGCUUGUAGCGCAGAUUGUAGAGUUAAGAAGUAUAAGCAUUAUUGUAUUGAAGUUUCAGUUUCUGCUGCUGCUGGUUCUGUGAUUGGGACUCCAAAUAUAAUGUGCGUGGGAGAAUGCGUGUGGGUAUCUAUUAAUAUAUGAGAAUUACUUAAUUUGGAGGUUGAAACUGGUAGAUGGAAAUUGCAAUUCUUGGCUGUGCUGCACAUUUGUAGCAAUUUACUAGAUAUCGUUGCUUUUUCAUGCCUUCCCAUUUUUUCUAUGUUGCUUGGAAAUCUCACUGUGUCUGUGCUUGGGUAUGCAUAAUUGCAUAUAGACAUGUGGAUGCAUGUGUGUAACAUUUUUUUUUUUUCCUCUUAUCCCAUUCAUUCAUCAGCUAGCUAAUAUGCUCCGCAAAUUAUGUUGUUGCAUUGUGUUGUCUUGUAGACUGCAAGGAUGGAAACCUCAUUGUAUUGAAGGGGCUCUAAGCAGUUUUAUUCUGCAUUAGAAGGAAAUGCAGCCUAGAAAGCUAUAUCUUACCCUUUCUAUUAUAUUUGUGUGCAGAUAUCGGACCUUUUCAAAAGUUAGUUCAUUAGAUUGAGUGCUUUAUGGUGUUUUUAUUGGUUAUAGUCUUAUAGACUUUAUGCAUGAUUGCCCCAAGACCACCCCAUUAGCUGCUCUUUGUCCUGUGUUAAGUAUGUAUGAUCUUUUUGCAUGUGCUAAUUUAUGCUGACCUUUUCGGGAAGUAAUUUAUGUUUUUUGUGUGAAGGCUCUUUGAAAAGACCUGGAUUAAAACCAUUGAUUAGUUUCUUGAAGCUAUGAGAUCUAGGGGCUUUGAUCAAGUUCAUUUCUAACGUGCAUCGAGCCAAUUAUGGGCCUCAAUUUCAGCUAUUUGUUUUGCAAAAGUUUGUGAAUGAUGAUACAUGCACUGGGCUCUGAGCAGAUUAUAUUCUGCAUACUGAUUGAAAUGCAGCCUAGAAAGCUAUAUCUGACCCUUACAAAGUUAUUAACAUUUUUUAUAUUAGUGGUUUCUAGGUUUGAAUCCGCCAUUAGACUUUAUGCCUCCAAGACCACCAAUUUGUUCGUCUCUCUCUGGAUAACUUAUAUAGAGCCUGAAGGCCUUAUAUUUGGCCACUUAAUCUGAUGUAAAGGAUCUUUUAAUGUGUAACUCAAUCUGGACCUAUAAUGAUUUUGCUUAGGCUGUGAGAUCAUUGGUGGCUUGAUAAUGUUCUUUGUUCCCAGUAGGCAUCCAUCUAGAUCUAGCAUCUUACAUCAAUCAGAAAUGAUAGCUUUGGGAUUCAUGUCAAUAUGUUAAGCUUUUUUUUUGGAUGCUCGAGUAGAUUUGGUGGAAUUGCCGACAAAAAAAAUUUAGAAUCUGGGAAGUUAGCUUUUUUUUGGAUGUUUGAGUAGAUUUCGUGGAAUUGCUGAUAAAAAGGCUUAGAAUCUGGGAGAGUUUAAGAGCUGAGUAUAAUUUUUAACCUGGGAAACUGUCUUAUGUACGCACGGCUCACAUGUCUUUAUACCUCUUUACACUAGCCUUGCGGCUCAGCUUGCCAUAUCUUUUGGCUCUUCUCAGCAUGACUGGAUCUGUGAGUUAAAUAAUUGUCUGCCUUUACUUCACGAUGCUGCCUUUCCGACCAUUUUCGUCCUGUAGAUCACUAUUUCUCUGUACUUGUGUAAUGUAUGUCUUUUGUUGUUUUAUUAACUGUUGUCCACUGGUUUCCCAAUUAUGAACAAUCUAAUAGUACUGGCGGUUUGAUGGUUGGGCUAGUGACACCAUCACUUCCACCUCCACCUUCACUUUCACAGCCUUAGGGAGUGUGUAAUUUGCCCUUUAUUUAUUAUCCUUUCGAUGUUGUUCAAAUGCUUUUGUAGGAAUUCUAUCCUGAAUGAUAUUGCUCUGGUUUAUGAGAUCUGAGGCUUUCGUCGCUAAUGAAGUCCAUUCCUAAUGAAGUCCACAGCUUGCACUAGCCUAAUAGUAUGCUAGCUGAACAUUUAAGAUAAUGUGCAUUUGACAAUUUGUUGGGCUGAAAUCUUGAUUUGAUGUUGCUCGCUUCAUGUUGCGGUUAUUAGUGAAAGCUUUGAUGCCCAAUGAUGGAGAACUCAUUUUGUGGAGUUGGUUUUGGUUGUCAUUAGAAGCCACCCCCAUCAUCUUGGUCAUCAUCAUCAUCAUCAUCUUCUUCUUCUUCUUCUUCCUCCUGUUAUUAUAAUAUUGUUGCUAGUGGAGUGUGAAAAUCACUUCCCUUGUUGCUAUUAUUAAGUUGGGGAGAGGCUUCUUAUGGUAAACCACUGCCUUCAACUAUCAAUGAUUUGUGAUAGCUAUGAGAUCUGAGGACAUAUCAAAUGCUUUUGACAUUUUACAAUUUGCUAGGCAAGAACGAGGGGAUUGAGUCGGGAACGUUGAGAAAACCAAGGGGUACCUAUGGGUCUAGAAGGCUGUGUGUUACUCAUGUUGAUUUAGCCCUAUUCUUUUUUUGUUGGGAGAUUGACAAAUAAACCUUGUGGCUGUUCACGUGUUAUGGAAGCCUAUUCUUUCCUCAGGGUCCUUUGAUCAAAGCUUUGAUUUUGCUUGUACCAUUUUUUAGUUGCCUUCCCUAGUUUGCUUGAUUAGGCAGAAAAUGACAUUGUAUAUUAUUUGUAGAUUGCUUGUAAUUAUGUCACUCCCUAUAUCGAUAUUGUGCAACCUUACUACCCUUUGUGCUGACUUGUGCAUUAUUACAGAGAAUUAUAUUUUCAGGGAGCAUUAACUUUGAUAUUGAUUUUGUGCUUUAAUAGAAGUCUUCAUUUCUUUGUGCUUUACAACAGGAUGUGGACAGUAAUCAAUUAAAGACCACGACUUUUAAUGUUUGGACUAAAGCUGGCUUUGAGAUUUUAUUGGAUUUUGGAGGGUUUUAAUAUAUUCCCAUUAGCAUAAUUUCCUCCAAUUUGUUAGCAAAAGUCAAUUGCUUGGUUUCUUGAAAUCUAAGGCUUCAAAAAAUUGUACUCAUCUUCUCCCUCCCUCUCCAAUUAGAAAGAUGAUUUUGUUGCAUGAUGUCAGUUGUGGACUACAUUUUGAGCUAGCAUUUUAGGUCUUGUUUCUCCUUCAAUUUGUCUUGAGAAGUUCCCCUAUGUAGCUCAAUUCUUUGGAGUUCCAUGUUGUGGCACUCCCUUGUGUGUUAAAAAAUUUUGUUUGCAAACCAAUUCAGUAUAAUAUCAUUGGUUGAGUGAUAAAAAAUAUAUAAUAUUCUUAGGAAACUUGAAUAAAGCCUGUUAAUUUGCCCUUGCAUGUUCACUUCUCCUUUUUUCACCUUGCCUUGCAGCUCAGCUUGCCUUCUAUUUUGGAUCUGCUCUGCAAUGCUGCUGAUCUGUGGCUUCAACAAUGUUAUGCCUUCACUUAACAUCCAAACCAUUUCUAAUCUGUACAUCUUUAACUUUGUCUACGUGAAAUAUGUUGUUUGCUAUUUGUUUUCAUGAAUUGAUGUUUAGGUGCUGCCCAAUGAUGGCCGAUCUCAUUGUAUGGAGCAGGUCAAUGGUUUCCAUUCAUCACCAGCCUUUACUAACCAGUAACCACCACCACCUCCUCCGCGCCACCACCACCUCCUCUACCUUCGUAGUCUCAGGGGAUGUCAGUGAAAUUUGCCCUUUUAUUCAUUAUUGUUUUACAUGGUGUGCAAAGGCUUUUGGUGAAUUGUUUUGAAACAAUUGAUUAUUUGCUCUCAAGAGCUAUGAGAUCUGAGGGUUUUCAUCAGUCACUUUUUGUUCUACUCCUAGCCCAGUGAAGAUGGGCUUCUAUCUUGCCAUUGUGUGGCACAAUAUUUGGCCUUGGGCCAUGUCGCUGUUCUGGCCCAACUGUAGUUAUGUUACUUUAUGUGGGUUAUGAUGUUAACGACGGUCCUUUCAGAUUUUAGUGUCGUGUGUACUGGUGCUUUUUUCCUUGAGCAGUAGCUGUGAGCAAUUUACUCUGAAUUCUGCUUUAUUGGUGGAAUUCAAUAUAGAAUGCUACAUCUGAUAUUAUUGCAGAUGUAUUUUCACUAAUUGUUUUCUUUCUUUGCCUGAAUUCUUGAGAAGUUGCUUUCUUCAUGUUGCUAUUGUCCUAAAUCCUGACGUUUGGUUUUUAACAUGGGAAAAAGCUAUGUUGCCCAAUGAUGGAUGACUCAUUUGUUGGAGUGGUUGCUAUGGUUUUCACUGGAAGCCUCCUCCAUCAUCAUCGUCAUCAUCAUUAGUGGCAUCUUAUUGCCAUGAAUUAUUGGAAUAAGAUGAUUACUACCACUCCUCCUCCUCCUCUUGCUAUUACUGCUAGUACUACUACUACUACAUAUGGGGGAGUGGCUUCCAAAGAUAACCAUAGGCCUUCAACCAUUGAAGAAUCAUGAUAAUUAUGGGAUCUGAGGGCUUACCUCUUCUUUUUUUUUUUUUACUUACCCUUCUAUUCAUUUCUUGAAAAUUGUCAAACAUUCCUUUACAUUAUUGUUCGUUGCUUACAAAAUCCUACUCUUUCCUCUGAUUGAUUUAAGCAAAACUUGAAUCUUAUGUCCGAGAAACUGCAUUGACAAAUAUACCGUCCGAGAAAUUUAAUUCUGUAUAACUGCAUCCAAUAAAGUCCCAAUAACUGCAUCGACAACUAUACUGUCCGAGAAACUUUUGUUCUGACUUCUGCAUUGUGAUGAUAAUGUAUAUGACUGGAAAUUUUAUGUUGAUUUAACUUUUGCCUUACUUUUAGUCUUGUUUUCUUAAUUCUGUAGAUGGCGAAGUUGUCCGGAGUAAAGCUGGCAUUAGGAUCUUAGAGAAUUUGGAUGGUUAUCUUCGAUAAUGACGAAGUUUUUACUGACCUUGUGUUCAUGUUUAAAAAAAUUUUCCCCACCUUUCAUUUAUAGCUGGUAAAGUCAUCCCACUUUAGUGAUGCUUUAUUGGAGGUAUGAGUGGACAGAAACACAUAGAUCAUCUUUCCAAUUGUUCUUUGCUUAUCCUUCGUUCUAACCUUAUCUAUUUGUUUGGUUGAUUGUGCCUUGUUGUUGGUGCUUGCAGUUCGUCAUGUGAUAAUGGCACUGAUAAUUGUUGUUGGCUUAUUGACUCCAGUUUUGAAAGCUUCGGGAUGAACCUUAGUGGUUUCAGUCGAGAAGCUGAUUACACAACAAUCUGCCAAUAGUUCUUUGCUAGGUUUCCUUAAGUUCUUUUGUAAUGCUGAAGGAUAUAUUUAUUUGUUCUUUUUUUUUCCCCCCCUGUUUUUUGGACGUGCUUUUAAAUCUUGAAAACUCUGAUGUAUAUAUUGCUUUAUCUAUAAUAUGUUGAUGUUCUCUUUUCCAAAAUAUGAGUUAUGACUAUCUUGUCCUUCACAAAGCCUUGUUUUAAGAAUUGGGACCAUCUUCAACGCUGCAGUAUCUAUUGGGACCUUGGUCCCUCUUCCCGACAACCAGCUUGUUGGAACCACGUCAAAUGCUUGAAUUGCUAAAAUUUUCUUCUGUUUGGGAAGUUAUUAAAUCUAUAUGCAAAUGUGUUGCACGGAUUCAAUAUUUUGUUCAAUCCUGUGAUGAUGGAUGCCAAACUAUUGCUGAUCUGAGUCACGAGAAUGAGCUUGGCCGCAAGAAGUUGGGUUAUACUGGUUUUUGUACCACCUGUUCCAAGGUCCUUUAUAAGUGGAGCUCUCCGAACCAUUCUUCUCAGCUCAUUCAAUCGCACCCGUACAUUCCCAGAGAAUGGAAAUUGAAUUGGGACUCACAAUCUCCCACGCUGUAGAUGAUUUCACCCCAUCAGCUGACCACCUCUACCAUGUUGUGUGUAGAGAAACUGACUCCAUGUUCAUCCUCACUGCCCAGAUCAAAGGUCCUCCUUGCACUCCCAUUUAUGUCAGUCUCUUUAUUCAUAUGUUCUAGUCUGUAUGUUUACGAAUCUGAUUAUCUGUAUUUUAUCUGCUUUUUUAUGAAUUGUUAUAAACUCUUUUCUAGUUACUAUACUGUCGAAACUCAAAAAAAAAGUGCAGGUUAUGAGGGAGAACAUGUGGAGAUUGUGAUAAAUGAGGAUGGGACUCGGAUGGCCAUAAGGGCCCAAAAGCCAUUUUUAGAAAACUGGACGGUAGGUUGGAAAAUGCAUACGGUAAAGAGGAAGGUUUUCAAGAUCCCUGAUGCGGUGAUUUUGGACAAAAUCAAGGCAAUGUUUAACGAAGAAGUGUCGGUUCUAACAAUUUUGAUGCCAAAGGCAAUGAAAGGAAUCUGCGGGAUAGGAGUUGAGGAAGUGAAAGAAGAUCAAGGUAUAGGGACCGUCGGAUCAACAAGAGUUGUACAUGAUCAAGUGAGUGAAGAGAAAGGAAAUGAAAGCCCUCCACCGUUGGUACAGAAAGAUCAAGUUGUUGAAGGAAGUACUGAUGAUGAAAUUCUUCGAGUGCAAAGGAAAACGGAGGGAGAAGAAUCCGAAAGAGAGGAAUGCCCUCGAGGUAUUACGGCAACAAAGGAAGACAAAAGUUGUCACGAAAUUAAUAAAAUUGAUACUUCAGGGCCGAAACAGGUUACAGAUGUAGUUAAAGAAGUUGAAGGGGAAAAGGAAAUGAAGAAAAGAGGAAAUGAAGAAAAAGAACAAGAACAAAAAGAUGAUGUAGAAGAACAAAAUGGUCUAGAAAAGAUCCGCGAAGAGGUCUGUCACGAUGAUCCUCCUGAGAGGGAGAAAGAGAAGAGCCUUGGUGAUGAAGCAACUCAAGGGAACCAGCCCCCAGAGAAAAGGUCCAUGAUAUGUGCUCCCGUUAUUGCAGGAUCGGCCUUUCUUGUGUCUAUUAUAGUUCUUGUGAUUCAUUUGAAAAGAAAGAAAAACCCGCCUAGAAAAAGUGAAAAUUAGUGCUUAAAAUUGGUGCAAUUGUGUUGCAGUACCAUCCAUUAAUGGUGGUUUCCUGAGGAUUCAAAAGAGGAAAAUUUAUCAUUUCACACGGUGGUUAAA
Rhododendron vialii is the source of this 8024-nucleotide messenger RNA. RefSeq lists its product as uncharacterized. Lineage: Eukaryota; Viridiplantae; Streptophyta; Magnoliopsida; Ericales; Ericaceae. The transcript is spliced from 2 exons. The coding region runs from base 6837 to 7925 and encodes 362 amino acids. The record is from RefSeq and is a predicted model, not a curated record.